AAAAAAGGAGGAAGCGACGCGGAUACGGUGCGGUACUGAAGUUCCUGAACGCUCACCCGCACAAACCGGCCCCGCACGAGCCAACAGGACCGAGAGAAGAAGAGCAACCCAGAGUAAUGUCAGUAUUAACAACGGUUACAGAUCAUUCCCGGUAACGUUUCCGGUUAGCCCGUUGGGACCGCAAGUCGUUUUUUGAGUCGCGAGGACGACAAACGCCGCCGCUUUUCUCUCAGAACCCGGCAGCCGUAAAGGAGCAGCGAUGCCUCAGAAACAGAGGACCAAGUCCUGGACGGAGUUGAAGCAAGCGGGCAAUGAGUGUUUCAAGACGGGCCAGUAUGGAGAGGCCACCAAUCUUUACAGCCAGGCGAUCAAAGAGCUGGAGAAGUCCAAUAAAAAGAGCCCAGAGGAUUUGGGCAUUCUGCACUCAAACCGUGCCGCCAGCUACCUGAAAGAGGGCAACUGUGCCGAAUGUGUGAAAGACUGCAAUUUGUCUCUGGAGUUGUUCCCGUUCAAUGUGAAGUCCCUCCUUCGUCGUGCCGCUGCCUACGAAGCUCUGGAGCGCUACAGGCUGGCGUACGUCGACUACAAGACCGCUCUGCUGAUCGACUGCAACAUCGCGGCUGCUCACGAAGGCACCAACAGGAUGACGAAGGCGCUCACGGAGGCGGACGGUCUGUCAUGGAGAGAAAAGCUUCCUCCCAUUCCCACCAUUUCUCUGUCCGACAGAGAGAAACUAGCCCAGAAAAGCCCGGCCAGCGCCGCUCCACCGAACCCGACGCCGACACCGAAACACAACGGCACCAGACAGACGAACAAACCCGCGCCCAGUGAUAAAGACCUGAAGAAAGGACAAACCCUGAAAGAAGAAGGCAACGCUCUGGUGAAGAAGGGAGAGCACAAGAAGGCCAUCGAGAAGUACAGCCAGAGCAUCAAACACAACCCCACUGAGAUCACAACCUACACCAACCGGGCGCUGUGUUACCUGUCGGUGAAGCAGUACCGAGACGCCGUCAGAGACUGCGACGAGGCUCUGGUGAUCGACAGCGGCAACAUCAAGGCCCUCUACAGGAGGGCUCAGGCUCUCCUGGAGCUCAAGGACGUGAAAGGCUGCGAGGACAACCUGAACACCUUGCUCCAGGUGGAUCCGAAGAACGUGGCCGCCUUGAAGAUGAUGGAGGAUGUGCAGAAUAAGAAGUGAUGACGGCGGUGAGGAUCUGUCACUGGGGGGGGGAGGGGUGUGUGUGGAGGGGGGGGGGGAGACGGCCGCGCAGUGACACGAUUCAGCCGCCCGACCGUGCGUUUGUUUCCCCAAAAGCUUUGUGCACACGUUUGACCCGUUUACUCUCACGGGAACAGAACGCGAGCUCGGUUUUCGAGACGCUUUUGGGAAAUAAACGCAGCUCCGAGGGUGUAAACGGGAGGGGGGGGG
This is a messenger RNA of Cyclopterus lumpus (lumpfish), 1429 nucleotides long. RefSeq names its product translocase of outer mitochondrial membrane 34 (gene tomm34). Bases 260 to 1198 code for a protein of 312 amino acids. Gene Ontology annotation, cellular component: mitochondrion; cytosol. The record is from RefSeq and is a predicted model, not a curated record. Gene Ontology annotation, molecular function: heat shock protein binding. The transcript is spliced from 8 exons. Lineage: Eukaryota; Metazoa; Chordata; Actinopteri; Perciformes; Cyclopteridae.